GCCCCGCCCCUAAAGCCUCUGGGUGGGUGGCCCUUUAAGAGCAGAAGGUUGAGUCAUGGGUGGGGGCUGUUGCCAAGGGCAACGUUGGGGCCCCGAGAGCCGGUGCAGAGAGGGGGGGGCCCACAGGAGCGCGCCCCCCGCCGGCUGCCCCUUUAAGAGUAGCCCGCGUGGCAGGCAGGCGGGGCGGAGCGUGUAGAACGCCCGGCGGCGGAGCGUUCCAAAAGGCCCCGCCCCUCCGCCCGAGCGUCGCCCCUUUAAGAGCCGCGCGCGCGUUGGGGGCGGGGCGUUCGGAACGCUGGGGACCAACAGCUGGAGGCGGCGCGUUCGAAAGGCCACGCCCACCUGGCUGGCUGCCCCGCCCCGCCCCACACACACUGGGGUGGCCCCCGCCUCUGCUGCCCCCUAGCGGCGGCCCCCUGCUCCUGGCCCUAGAGAAACCUGACCCCCAUCUCCUCCUGGGCCUGGCCCCACCCCCCCCCCCUCUAUGGGGCCAGGCUGGGGAGCCGGUGCCCCCCAGCUGGCCCUGGCAGCGGCUGCCCCCUGGGCUCUGUUCCCCGGCCCCACCCUGGCUGCCCCCCUGCUGCUGACGCUCGCCCUCCUGGCCCCCCUGGCCCGGAGCUGCGUUCAGUGCCGGGCGGGGCACCGGGACAUCCCGGCCCGUUUCGCCCGGCUCUGCGCCCGCUACCGCCAGCUUCACGCCCGCCCCGGCUGCCCCGGCCGCCCCUGGGACCCGGCGGCCUUCAAGGGGUUCGCCCUGGAUGAGCAAGCCAUGGAUGCGGUGACUGAGAAAACCCACCGAGUCUUACGUCUCAUUGAGAUCAACCAGACCCUCUCCGACCUGCCCAAGUUCUGGGACUGGCUGCGGGAAGUGAAGCUACUGGAAUACAGCAAGGAGGUUCUGUGCCCGCCGGCUUGCCGGGGCUCGGCCUUGGCCAUCAACUGCUCCAGCUGCAAGAAGGGGGAGGUGCCCUGCUGGGCCCUGAAAAAAUGUUACCCCGGGCGCAGGGAUCUGCGGGACUCCCUGCUGCUGCUGAGCGUCCUCUCCGCCUCCAGCCUGCUCGGGGGGGUCAUCACCUGCGCCCUGCAGUUCCGGUUCUACCCGCUGCCCGAGUGACCCCCGCCCCCUGCCCCCUGCCCCCCCCGACCCUGGCGCCUGGAUCCUCAAUAAACGAG
Messenger RNA from Mauremys reevesii (Reeves's turtle), 1173 nucleotides. It is a transcript of the gene TMEM95, whose product is annotated as transmembrane protein 95. Lineage: Eukaryota; Metazoa; Chordata; Testudines; Geoemydidae. The record is from RefSeq and is a predicted model, not a curated record. Gene Ontology annotation, biological process: fusion of sperm to egg plasma membrane involved in single fertilization. The transcript is spliced from 7 exons. The coding region runs from base 485 to 1114 and encodes 209 amino acids. Gene Ontology annotation, cellular component: sperm plasma membrane; acrosomal membrane.